Molecule: messenger RNA, 2230 nt
Organism: Meleagris gallopavo (turkey)
Lineage: Eukaryota; Metazoa; Chordata; Aves; Galliformes; Phasianidae
Source: RefSeq, a predicted model, not a curated record
GAUAAGUAGCUUCUUUAUUUCUGUGUCCGGGGCUGUUGCAGUUGAGCUUGCUGCAGCCUUGGACUUCACUGCUCUGUUGUCUUUGCUGUGCUUUCUGUUGUGUUAUGUUGCAGUUGGAUGAAAUCCACUCUUUUCUGACAGAAUUGCUUAAACUUGCUGGAAAACAUAGUAAUAUUGCAGUCAAAGGAAUGCAUUGUGAAAGGCUAUGGGUGGUCCAGAAAUAUAGCUAAACAGAGCAAGUAGAGAUUCUAAGAGCAGUUCUGAGGGGAUUAGGAAGAGGAAACUGAGCAAUAACAAGGCAGAAGCAAAAAAGCUCACAAGUGGGUGCUCACCCAGCCAUGGCUUUGCACUUACACUCUUUUCCGUAAAGCCUAGCUCUUUCUUCACAGGGCUGGGUUACUUGUGCUCCUAUAUUGCUAAGAAGAGUUAAGAGGCAGAGCUAGGCUGGGGGGAGGAUGAGCCCCCAUCCCUUGUAGAACAUUCUUCUGAUGAAUUUACAGAUGGCUGCUCUCUGUCAGAGAGCCUCUGCCCACAGCCAGGUAGGCUUCCCCAGGUGUGUGGCUUCCCACUGCAUUUGCUUGUUCUCAGCCUCUGUGUAAAGCUACAGUAGAGGCCUUAAUGCAGAGGUCAGUGCAGAUUUCUGACGCUGAAGGAAAAGGUGAAAUUCUUCCCCCAACCAUACAAAAUAUAAUAAAAGGAUACAACAAAUAUCUACGUCCAUUUUUUGACAAUGGUCCUGUGUCUGUUGGAAUGAGUCUGGAUAUUGCAAGCAUUGAUACCAUAUCAGAAAUAAAUAUGGAUUACACAGCAACCAUAUUUCUGAGGCAGCGGUGGACUGAUGAGAGGCUUUGCUUUGAUGGCAACAAGAGUUUAAGUUUAGAUGGUCGGCUUGUGGAAAUGCUCUGGGUCCCAGAUACUUUCAUAGUUGAUUCAAAAAAGUCUUUUCUUCAUGAUAUCACUGUUGAGAAUCGUCUGAUAAGAAUAUACCCUAACGGAACAGUCUUGUAUGCUAUACGGAUUACCACAACUGUUGCAUGCAGCAUGGACCUGACCAAAUACCCAAUGGAUAAGCAGACGUGUACCUUGCAACUGGAAAGCUGGGGGUACAAUAUCAACGAUGUCAUGUUUUACUGGACGAGAGGAAAUGAUUCUGUUCGUGGACUGGACACGCUCCAGCUGGCACAAUAUACAGUGGAAGACCACUUUACUUCGGUAUCUGAAGCAGUAUAUGAAACAGGACGCUACCCCAAGUUAGUGUUUCACUUUGAGCUCAAGAGAAACAUCUUGUAUUUCAUACUAGAGACAUACGUACCAUCAAUUCUCCUGGUUGUGCUCUCCUGGGUAUCAUUUUGGAUAAGCCAGUCAUCCGUUCCAGCCAGAAUCUGCAUAGGUGUUACCACAGUCCUCACUAUGACAACGCUGAUGAUGGGAGCCAGGACUUCACUCCCAAAUGCUAACUGCUUUAUUAAAGCAAUUGAUGUGUACCUUGGCAUCUGUUUCAGUUUCAUCUUUGGAGCAUUGUUGGAGUAUGCUGUGGCUCAUUUCUGCACCCUGCAUCGACCCAGUUCAAAGGAAAUUCCGAAGGAUGAAGAUGAAGGGACUGAAGAAGAAAGGAAUGGAGUUCUGGCAGCAGUUGCUAACAGUUGCAGUGCUUCUGACAACACGAAAAAAAUUGAUUCAGACAAGGGCAGCAAAACCAGCAUCAAUGGCAAAAAGGAGAGAAAUAAGCACAGUGGGUGUAGCUCGCCAAUGUCCAUAAUGAAAAGUCUUUUCUGUAUCUUUGAUUGUUUCCAUGUUAAAAAUCCUUACCACAUAGACAACUACGCCAGAUUUUCUUUCCCGUUAUCAUUCAUCAUAAUUAAUGUAUUUUAUUGGGUAUAUUAUUUGUAUUUCUAAAUCUUUUUGAGGUGUAAAACUGUCAUGGCUCAGCAUCUAGAAAGGAGAUAUGGUUGGUGAGGUUACAGAAGAAGGAGAAAGCUGCCUUAGGAAAAAGGGGUGUUGGUGGACAUGCUCUUUUCAAGCUUUUAUGCCAAGUCUUGUUAACUAUCUUUUUUGCUGUUAAAUGACUGUCAUCUGAAAUUGACUCUCCUUUUAGCAUGCCUAUCCCAUAUUAUACUAUUUGUCAAUGGCCACAAAGUCCUUUUUUAAUAUUUUAAUGGCCAACUUUGUAAAAUAAAAAUUAUACAACAUUUGUUUCUGAACUGUAUUGAAUAUAUUUAAAAAUAAAGAU